AUUGUUUUAUCUACAAAUGAUAAUUGUAACAAAUUUACAAUUUCUGAAAAUUAUAAAAAAACAGAAUUAUAUUAUUCUAAAUUUCUAUUAAGAAAAUAUUUUAAAUAUUGGUGUAAUUAUAUCGCAUUGAUGAAAAAGAAAAAAGAAUUAUUAAAAAAAGUUGUUACAUUCCAUAAUUUAUAUUGUUUAAAAAAGUGUAUAAUAAAUUGGAAAAUACAUGUAUUGUUACAAAAACAAAAAGAGAUUGAAGAAAAUAAAAUUAAUGAGGCGCAUAAAUUUUAUGCAACAAAAAUUUUACGAACAUUCGUAAAAACUUGGAUUAACAUUUGUGAAAUCAAGUCGCAGAGGGAUAAAAUAGGAAAUGUAAUUAUGCAUUAUAAGAAUAAGUUAUUAAUAAAAUAUUUUAACGGUUGGAAGAUAUAUCACGAUUACAAAAUAAAAAAGUUAAAUAUUGAAGAGUAUAUUUCAACAUACAAUAGAAAAAGAUUGUUAAAACGAUAUUUCGAACAAUUUAUUUUGGUAGUAUUUUUAUACAAUCGAUCGCAUUAUAUUAAUUUAAAAUUUUUAUUAAAUUUGAUUUUUUCUACAAUAGCGUGUGAAUGAAUCCAUCGCAAAAAAAAUUGCAAAUGAAAAUGUUGAAAAAUUUUAUAAUUUUAAAAUCGUACAAAAUGUAUUUCUUGCGUGGCAAAGAUGGUAUAAUAAAAAAAUAGAAAAUGCAACAAAAAUUCGUGAUAUAGAAAACAUAUUUAACAAUUCCAAAAAAAAUGAAAUAUUUAAUAAUUGGCGUUUAUAUGUAAUUCAAAACAAAUGUAAAAGAAGAA
Molecule: messenger RNA, 821 nt
Organism: Apis mellifera (honey bee)
Lineage: Eukaryota; Metazoa; Arthropoda; Insecta; Hymenoptera; Apidae
Exons: 2
Source: RefSeq, a predicted model, not a curated record